This is a messenger RNA of Oncorhynchus nerka (sockeye salmon), 2139 nucleotides long. RefSeq names its product globoside alpha-1,3-N-acetylgalactosaminyltransferase 1-like. The coding region runs from base 233 to 1273 and encodes 346 amino acids. Lineage: Eukaryota; Metazoa; Chordata; Actinopteri; Salmoniformes; Salmonidae. The transcript has 11 exons. Gene Ontology annotation, cellular component: vesicle; Golgi apparatus; membrane. The record is from RefSeq and is a predicted model, not a curated record. Gene Ontology annotation, biological process: carbohydrate metabolic process. Gene Ontology annotation, molecular function: hexosyltransferase activity.
UGAACUGAAUGGUGUGAGAGUUGAGGAGUAUGGUGGAACCUUCCUCCAGCCAUGCUUUCACUAAUCCAAUGUUUCUAAAUGCAUAACGGGGCGUGAACAAGUGCACACUCCUGGAGACCGUGGGCGCUCAAUGGAAAUAUAGAGUUUGUGUAAAGUGAGGUAUAGAUAGCUAUAUGCACCUUAAACUAUACAGACAACUGGGACCAGGUGAUUCUCAGGAGCAUCAGUAAAAAUGAUACGAAAGCGUGAACACUGGUUACUUGCUUUAGUAAUCGCUGGGGGAAUGGUUCUCUGCUGGCUUGUCUUCUCACACUGCACAUCUGUCUCUCUCAAUGAGGGUCUCAGUGAGUAUGUGGAGGGGUUAACAUGGCGCCAGGUGAAUCACCAGGUUGUGCUGAAUCACAGAUUACAGAGCAAUCAAGCCAAGCUUAUGGAACCAGUGAGGACUGACGUGCUGACUGUAACCCCAUGGCUGGCUCCUAUAGUCUGGGAGGGGACCUUCGACCCCCUGGUCAUAGACGAGGCCUUCAGGUCCCACAACCUCACCAUUGCUACCACUGUGUUUGCUGUAGGGAAAUACACUCGUUUUCUCCGUGACUUCUUAGAGUCAUCUGAGAAGCACUUCAUGGUGGGGCUGGAUGUGCACUACUACGUGUUCACCGACCUGCCCGGCGAUGUGCCUAGCAACAUGACUCUUGGUGUCGGCAGGCUGCUCAGCAUCGUGAGCGUGCCGAAGUUCGACCGCUGGCAGGAGAUAUCCCUCCGCCGCAUGGAGCUCAUCCAGACUGCCAUUGAGGAUCACAUCCACCGGGAGGCGCACUACAUCUUCUGCCUGGAUGUAGACAUGAGGUUCCAUGGCCGUGUGGGGUCUGAGGCGCUGGGGAGACUGGUGGCCGCCAUCCACCCCUGGUUCUACAUGUACCCCCGGAGCCAGUACCCCUACGAGCGGAGGGCCGUGUCCACAGCCUCUGUACCUCAGGACCAGGGAGACUUCUACUACCAGGCCAACAUAUUCGGAGGAGUGCUGGAGGAUGUUCAUAGGCUGACCAAGACGUGCAGGGAGAACCUGGAGGUGGAUAAGUCUGUGGGUGUUGAGGCUGUGUGGCAGGAGGAGAGUCACCUGAACUGGUACCUGGUGAAGAAUAAGCCCACCAAGCUGCUGUCACCUGAAUAUGUGUGGGACGACGCUAGAGGACGGGACACCAAGGAGAUAAAACUCGUCCGCUUCUCCUCUGUCAUCAAGAACAAGGCAGAGGUCAGGGAGAACCCAUGAGAUGCAGCCCAUGCAAAACCCAGAUAGAUAUCUAUAGCUUAAACAACAGAUUUCUAUAGCAUAAACAACAGAUUUCUAUAGCUUAAACAACAGAUUUCUAUAGCAUAAACAGAUUUCUAUAGCAUAAACAGACAGAUUUCUAUAGAUUAAACAGACAAAUUUCUAUAGAUUAAACAGACAGAUUUCUAUAGCAUAAACAACAGAUUUCUAGAGCAUAAACAACAGAUUUCUAGAGCAUAAACAACAGAUUUCUAGAGCAUAAACAACAGAUUUCUAGGGCAUAAACAACAGAUUUCUAGGGCAUAAACAACAGAUUUCUAGGGCAUAAACAACAGAUUUCUAGGGCAUAAACAACAGAUUUCUAGAGCAUAAACAACAGAUUUCUAGGGCAUAAACAACAGAUUUCUAGGGCAUAAACAACAGAUUUCUAGGGCAUAAACAACAGAUUUCUAGAGCAUAAACAACAGAUUUCUAGGGCAUAAACAACAGAUUUCGAUAGAUUAAACAGACAGAUUUCUAUAGCAUAAACAACAGAUUUCUAUAGAUUAAACGGACAGACUUUGAUCAGAAAUGUUUUAAUAUGCUAUUUAGACUUCCGCCCGAGGUGAUGACAUUGACGCUAGAGUUUUAAAGACUCAAGAGCGAACUAUAUUUCAUCUCUUGAGUCUUCCUCGUCUCUGAGAACUGCCACAACAAAAGAAUGAUGUUCAAGACAACUGAGCGUGUUGUUGGUGCCCACCCUAACAGCGACAUGUUAGCCUCCCCUGAUCUGUGAACAGUUUUUAACAUUAUUAUGAUGUGAAGCCCUUUAAUACUUGUAUUGAAAAGCGCUAUACAAAUAAAGUUUAUUAUUAUUAUUAAGUUGA